UUUGUUCGCAAUGUUAUUUAUUGCCUUUGGCAGCCCUAAACUUCAAUGAAAAAAAAUUGAUUUCUCCAUUGUUAAAGUCGCAGGUGUUUCUUCAAAAAAAUAUAAAUAAUCGUGUUAUUUAAGUCUAAUCAGUGUUGUUAAAUUUGCAGUUUAUAAAAUGGGUGACGGCCAAAGUGAAAAUCAACCCCUAUUAGGGGAUGAGGAGGAGGUAAAUGUGGUGAGCACGAUAUCACCGAUCGGUCCCGACGAGCUCCCUCCGCCUUACCAGCAAGCUGGAAUGCCCUUGGUGACGUGCCGCGUGUGCCAGGCGUUAAUCGAUAUAUCCGGGAAGAGGGAGCAACACGUCGUGAAAUGCGUCGCGUGCAACGAAGCCACGCCUAUAAGGAACGCGCCACCAGGCAAAAAGUACGUGCGAUGCCCGUGCAAUUGCUUGCUGAUAUGCAAGUCGUCAUCGCAGCGCAUCGCGUGCCCGCGCGCCGACUGCAAGCGCAUCAUCAACCUGGCGCCGUCGCCCGUCACGCCGCCCGUGCCCACGCUGCCGGGCAUGUGCCGCGUCGUGUGCGCGCACUGCCAGGACACAUUCUUGUACCAGUUGCUGAAGAACGCGCCGGUGCGGUGUCCGCACUGCCGCAAGGUGUCGUCGGUGGGCCCGCGCAUGGCGCGCCUGCGCGGCGGCAUCUUCGCCGUGCUGGCGCUCGUCGUGCUGGCCGUCGCGCUCGGCGUCACCCUGGGCACGCUCGCCGCCGCCAGAAGCCACGGCACCGGCGUGUAUGUAGCCUACGUCGGCGCUUUCCUUCUCGCGCUCCUCCUUUUCAGUCGAGCCGUGUACUACUUCGCCAUGAAAGUCAGCACCAUCGAGGGCCCCAUGUAGAACUCGCACUGAGCGUGAUGAAUUUGUGAUAACCUAUGACUAGGAAUCUUUUAUAAGAAUUUGUUAAUUCCAUAUAUAGCAUUCUUACGUUGUAAUGAGUUUCGAGUCUUCAAAUUAUUCGUUAUCUAAAAUGCCAUUUGUACCGAUCGCUUGCGAGUAUUUAUUAAGGCUAUCUCUAGUUAAGCAUGAGGAAAAUUGGCUACUAUAAUUGAGAUUACCUAUUUAAAAUAUUGGUUGACAUUUUUAUGAUGACGAAAGUUUAGUUGUAGGGCAGGGUUGUUGUGUAAAUUAAUAGUAAUAUCUUGAUUUUGAUACAUAGUUAUAUAAAUAACGCAUAUAUCUAACUGUAAGUAUGUAAACUAUAUAAUCUUUGUGCUGAUUGAAGUGUCUCAUCUAUUUAAUUGUGCCUGCACAGUUUAUUAUAUUGGUCUAUAAUAAAUUGUAUUGUAACAUAAAACAAUGCCAUUCUUUACGUUAGUGAAUAAUUUUUAUUUCGGGUUUGGUGUAAAACUAUAAUACAGUUCAUACAAAUAAAGAUCUAAAUACCUUUUUUUAAAUCACUAUCAGGUGUGCAUUUCAUAACUCAACUUGGAAUUUUGAGAUCACAGCUACUACAGCUAGUUUAAUGUGUAUAAUCUCGCAAUAAAAAUUUAUAAUUGUAAUAUUUGAGUGUAACAUUUGUAUAUAUGUAACUUGUAGACUGAAUCAGCUUGUUUUUAUUUCAUUGGAGACAGAAAUGAAUUCUUCUGGAACCAGACCAGACUAGCUUUAAUUGGCGUACAUAGGUAAUUCGCGUUUAUGUCUAAUUUGCCCUUUUAUGGGAGCACUAGAAACCUACAAUUAUAGCCUAACCAUCAUGUCUCUUAUCAAGAGGCGAAGUAUUUAAAAUAUUAGGUCCGGAACCAUUCGUGUGGCUCUCACAGGGAACCAUUAUAACGGGUAUCAAAAACCACACGAAGACCAAACAUCAAAAAGAUUGAGACAGUCUGACGGGUCUAAAGCACUCGAAGCUCUAUAUGCAAGUAGUAGACUCCGGCUGGAGCAAAAAGCUAUGGGAAUUUAGCACAAGACAACUCCAAGUUAUACCAGGGGUAUUUACUGGCCAUUACGGGAUCAAAGCAGUUUUGGCUAAGAUGGGACAAUGACAACACCAACUGUCGAAUGUGUGGCGAAAAGGAAGAGACAGUAAAACACCUAAGGUAUGAAUGUCACGCCCAUCGCCAGACGAAGAAUGACUUGCCUAUCUGGAACCAAAGCAAUUCAAAAUGCUACCCAUGAGCUCCAUCAUCCGGCACAUGGAGAUAGUCGGAAAAGCUCUUGAGUAGUUGAUGGAUCUUUCCUAAGGGGGUAAUUACACAAAAGAUCCUUAUGGGUCGAAGUGUAUCCGCAAGGGCCCCAAGAUAACUAUAUAGCUACAUUAUUCCCGUUUUGUAGAAAUGUGAUGGUUACCGGAAGGAAAUUUUUUGAUUGUAGAAUAUGGCGUGUGCAACUAUGUGUCAGACUAUAAUACUGUAUUGUAAGGUGUUGUAAUACCCGUGAUCGAUUCACGUAUCAAGUAUAAUUUUAGCCGCAAAUAUACGCAAUGGAUUAAUCUAUCUCUCUUGUUUUAUCAGGCGUCUUGUCUCUCCACGCCUUACUGUUUUUCGUAGUAAGUAUAUGCUGCCUAUGUUGCAGCUAGAUUCAAGUAGAAUACUCACAAAUCUCAGAAUCCAAUGUAAUAGCUCAAUGAAAUUUAUAAUACCUAUGAGCGAAAUGGAGUAAUUUGUUGAGGAUUCCGCUGCCUAAUGAUUCAAAUAUGUCACGAACAUACAGUAUAAUCAAAGAUUUAUCGCUUGUAGGUAUAAGAUGUGUAAAGUUAAGCCAAAAUCGUGGUCCCGAAUUUGAUAGCAUAAAAUAUGUCGAUUUACGGCGCCAUUUUUUUUGUUAUACUGAAUAUGAUAUAUUACGCGAAACUCUGCGUUAAGAGCGCCACUAGCACAUACUGAGGGCCUACCGCGAAACACAAAUUGCUCUCUUGCAUAUUCGAGCGAUACAGAACCAGGUAACGAAAUUUAGAUUUUCGCGUUUCGCGAUAGGCUCUCUGUAAACAAACCGUCUUGAUACAUCAAUGUCAUAGUGAGAACUUCUCAAAAAUAGUUAAGGCAUAGUAUGUAUAAAUUGUAUAAUUGGUUUACAAUAUCUGCUAGUGCUGCCUCUGGUGGCAGAACAUUGCAGUAAUACCCCCUAUUGUUAAACGUAAACAUUUAACAACCAAAGUUGCCGCAUAAUAAUUAUUGUACGGAGGCGUACGGUGCCCUAUUCAGUAGCUGUCUAAUUCAAAGCACUAUUUCGUCUUAGACUUAACACAUCUAAUACAAUCAAUCGUUGGUAUAGCUUAUUAUGAUCCUUGUUAUAAAUAUUCAUAUAUUUACGGUGCUUAGCUUAAUGUGUUUACCUAAUAGUUAGCGCGAAGUAAAGUUAGUUCGUUUAUCAAAUUAGUUAUCGAUUAAUAGCUUUUAGUUUUAAAGAGUGCAAUAAGUAUAUAUACUAACCAAAUUAUUCAUUUUAUAAAUGUAACGAGAGUCACGGCAGGACCCGAUUUUAAUGGAGAGACAAGUUAGAUUCUCACGCCAUUCCAAUAAAGACUGUGGGCCACUGUUGUUUCAUAGUUCGUGUCAUCCACCAUGAGGCGCAGAUUAGUCCAAUCUAACCUUUAAUAACAUAUAUGACAAUACAAGUCAAAUCACGCGUCGUCGCGAAUGACACUAUCUAUAACAACGGAAGACAGCGCGACGUUCGUAGUAAGGAAAUUAAAUGCUACAACAGCGCACGACGGUUGAAAAAAUGUACACUUUCGAUAGGACAUUGUUACAGUCGUGAACGUAGCCAAUAUCAACCUUCGUUCAUUCCAGCAAGGUUCAUGAUGACGCGCCGCGCAUGAUAUAGGCGUGGUUUUCAUAGGGCUAGUAAUACAUCACAAUCUUGUUCUUAUUUUCUUAUAUCUCCACAACACUUGCUGUAAAAACGAUAUGCUGUGGCUGAUAUAAUCAUUGUAUUGGAGAUUUUCCUUGUUUUUUUUUUCAUAACCUAAGGCCCACACAAGGAAAAAAUCCAAAAUUUGUCAGUGAAAUUUGAAUCUACAGUGCAAGAAACAGAGUUGAUUGUGUUUUGUUUAAAAAUUGAACGGAACAAAACAAUUGCUACUCUUAUUAAAUGUCAUCGAACUUAAUAAGUCCUUAAUACCUAGGUAGGAACGUGAGCGGUAGAAGGAUAAAGAUAAUAGAUUAUUACUGGCCGGUACCGGUAAAUUUUCAGCGUUGGAAGGGCUAUGAUAUUGGCUUUAUAUCUGUUACUAGCAGGUGCGCAAAAAUCACUUUGAGCAAUAUUGCUAGCACCAUUUUUCCCUGUGCUAUUCAUAGGCCAUAGCAACACAGAUAAUAACUAAUGAGUAGGAAGUAAUAAUUCUAAUUCAUAAUCAUAAUAUUUUUUGAUAACCACCUACUCCAAAAACGAGUACUAAUAUAGAAAAGCUAGCUGUUUUAUAAUUAAUGAAUUUGACUAUUAAUUAGUUGAUUGUCAAUAUUUAACAUUCUGUACAUUUAUUUAAACCUGCAUAAAUAUUAUAUGUUACUUGUAUUCAACAUUUGAUAUUAUUUGUAGGAACAUAUAUACAAAUUUAGUUCAGUAAACGAUUUUCCAUGGACAGCUAAGAGAAUCGAAAACAAUUUUACAUUUAAAUAUUUUUCUUUUCUUGGCUGGCAAAUUAAGACCCUAGAGUUGAGGGGUUAAGAUAGCAUUCUACUUGGCUUUGUAAUGACAAAAGUUUAUUUGGCUUGUCGUAAAAUACUUUGUAACUGGUAGUAACCCAAACCCAACCCAAAAUUUGGGUGUAGUAAAUAUACUCGGAAAAUACUCAAGAUUAUAGUAAUAUUUAUUUUAUUUCAUUUAUAGUUACUAUGUCGAGUCUUUGCGAAAAGAGAAGAGUCGUGGAAUAUAUUGGGCCCCAUAUAUUCCACGACUUUUCUCUUUCCGAACAGACUAUAACGUGAGCCAAGUAACUAAGUAUUUUCUCCUCGUACUAUGAAUCAAUUUCACUUUUUAUUAUCAAUGUAAAUACUAUGCGUCGGAGUUCCCAUGCCAUUGUCUCAUUUUUUUGUGAUAAAACAGAAUGCACUCUUAAAGUAUGUCCGGUUAAAUCGGUUACUGAACUUAAAAUACUUACAUAUAUUAGAAUUAUUAAUAUUUUCAUAAAACGCUAGAGCUAUACAUGUAUUUGUAGUUAUAAGCCAAAUAAAUGGUAAUGAUAAAUGG
Molecule: messenger RNA, 5161 nt
Organism: Cydia pomonella (codling moth)
Lineage: Eukaryota; Metazoa; Arthropoda; Insecta; Lepidoptera; Tortricidae
Product: type 2 phosphatidylinositol 4,5-bisphosphate 4-phosphatase
Exons: 4
Coding region: 158-871 (237 amino acids)
Biological process (GO): phosphatidylinositol dephosphorylation
Cellular component (GO): lysosomal membrane; late endosome membrane; plasma membrane
Molecular function (GO): phosphatidylinositol-4,5-bisphosphate 4-phosphatase activity
Source: RefSeq, a predicted model, not a curated record